AGGGGGCGUCUCCCCGGCUCCUGCGGCGUCGGUGGCGAGCUAAGGUGGAGGCAGGCUGCGGCAGCGACGGAGACAGUGGCGGCUGCGCCAUGGCGGGGCUCGCAGGACCCCUGCUGCCUUGGUGAUCCCGGGCUGACAGCCAGAGAGCACAGCGGCUCAGCUCCUGGAGAGAGAGUCGAAGAAAACGGAGGGCAGCCACCUGUGCCUGCUGGCUCCCAUUAGGUCGGUUCCUGCAGCGGUGCCUGGCAGCCUUGGUGAAGGCCCUGCCCGGCAGAGAUCAUGUAUUGCCUCCAGUGGCUGCUGCCCGUCCUCCUCAUCCCCAAGCCCCUCAACCCCGCUCUGUGGUUCAGCCACUCCAUGUUCAUGGGCUUCUACCUGCUCAGCUUCCUCCUGGAACGGAAACCUUGCACAAUAUGUGCUUUGGUUUUCCUGGCAGCCCUCUUUCUCAUCUGCUAUAGCUGCUGGGGAAAUUGUUUCCUGUACCACUGCUCCGAUUCCCCGCUUCCAGAAUCAGCCCAUGACCCCGGUGUUGUGGGCACCUAACGUCUGCCGAGAUAGCUUGCCAAGGAAGCAGAAGACGGGAGGGGAGGCAUUGACAUAAGUCAUAAAGCAUUGGAGUUUCAAAUCCCGCAGCCCUGCGGGUGCUACAUUCCUAAUGGAGCCUUUUGGCCUGUGAUGUUUUAUCCUUAUAAUGUGAAUAAUGGCACUGACCGGUGCUUCUAUUGCAGAGUCCUGUAGUCGUGGGUGGUCUUAUGGUUGUAUGUUCUGUCACCAUCUGGGUCCCAGCUGACAGACUGGCCCAUCCCCUUUAUCAUCAUUUUGGGGAGUCUACACCUAUCCUGGUCAAUGACCCUUGGUAUGACCUGGACAGAUACAAUGCUAGUCUCAUUGUACCUCCAUGACCCUUCCUCGUCAGGAUCUUCCUCCUUCCCUCCUCAGUCCCUUUCCCUGGUUUCCCCUUGGUUAUCCCCACCCCUUUCCUUUUGUGGGGAGCACCUGUCCAAGACAGGGCUUGUUUUUGCACUUAUCUCAAAUUUGAAGAGAUUGCUGAUGCCCGAGAGCCUCGCUUUUUAAUCCUUAUUUCCCUUUUGAGAAGGUGAGACAGAGUCAUGUCUCAACUGCCCCGUGUCCACAAACCUCCAGUAUUUUCUCUGCCUCAUUUCUAAGAAAGAAGCAAUGGAGAGACAUUGCUCUUUGACCUGGGUGUCUGGGUUUUUGCCUUCCAGCCCAGCCACUAUCCCUUUGCUCUUCCUUUUGCCUCUCUCAGCCAUCCUAAGGGGGCUGCCUCUUGUCUCCAGUGCAUGCUCUUUGGGAGGGAGGUUUGCAGUGUUUCUUAUAGACCCAGUGGUCCCCAGCUGAAUGAAUGGGAAAGUAUUAUGUGUUUCAUAGCAGCCAUGAUUCCCUUGAUAGGUGUUUGGAUAUUUUUUGAUGUGCCGUGUGUGUGUGUGUGUGUGUGUGUGUGUGUGUGUGUGUGUGUGUGCGUGUGUGCGUGUGCGCGCGUGUAUGUGCGAUCGCGUGUUUAUGUGUGUGUGUACAUGUACAUACAAAACGUGUAUAUUCCUUUUGAAGAAGCUUUACUGAAUGUGUUCUGAUUUUGAGGUUUAGUAGUAGUAGCUAGCUGUAGUAGGUCCUGCUGCAGUUUUUAUUUAGCAUGGGGAUUGCAGAGUGACCAGCACAGUGGACUCCAAGGUGGUUCAAACAAGACCCAGGGGAGCGGUGGCCAUCAUCCUCCUGCCAGGAGCCUCUUCAUUCCUGCGCUCAUAGACUGUGCACUGUGAAGAAUACGCAGGAAGACUUGGUGACUUGGUACUUGUUUUCUCAGCACUUCAGUAACAAAUGUUGGCAGAUGAGACUUUCUCCUGGCCCCUGCCACUGGGGAUCAGCAUGGUUGUUCUUCCAGUCGGAAAUGGCUCUGUCGUGUGCGAGCAAGGGUGGUGGGCCAGGCACAGGGCAGAGCUGGAAGCAGGCAUCUGGGGAGUAGGACUUCGAGGCCACACUUGUGAAACACUCGGACUGCUGUUGUAAAGCUUUUAUUUCUGGUGUGUUCGUUCCACAACUGUUUGAAAUGUUUAAUAAAGCUUUAUAAACUUUA
Psammomys obesus (fat sand rat) is the source of this 2092-nucleotide messenger RNA. RefSeq names its product BLCAP apoptosis inducing factor (gene Blcap). Bases 280 to 543 code for a protein of 87 amino acids. The transcript is spliced from 2 exons. NCBI's taxonomy places the organism in Eukaryota, Metazoa, Chordata, Mammalia, Rodentia, Muridae. The record is from RefSeq and is a predicted model, not a curated record.